AUGAUGGCGUGGAGGUUGAGGAUGGAGUUGUUGGCGUUGGUGUUGUUGAUGCUGGACAUCUGGAGACGACUUGAUCGAUGUGUCUGCGGCGGCUUCAUCAUCGCCACCACUACCGCCUGUCAUUGUCUGAUGCUUGUUCUUGUUCUUCCAAUCCUCUUCAGUGUGUUGAGAAAUGACUUCUUGUUCUCCGUGGUCGAAGAGGCCGCCGCAGAGGAUGGCGAAGGCGGGGAUGCAGGAGAUGCCGGCGUAGUCUGUGGUGUGACCGAGACUGGCGCCUGUUGCUCGCCACUGUUCCUCGAUGAAUGGUGGCCUGCUGUCCAAUGA
Molecule: messenger RNA, 324 nt
Organism: Acytostelium subglobosum LB1
Lineage: Eukaryota; Evosea; Eumycetozoa; Acytosteliales; Acytosteliaceae
Exons: 1
Coding region: 1-324 (107 amino acids)
Source: RefSeq, a predicted model, not a curated record